UGGUGGUGGGAAGAGGAGAGGAGAGGGGAGAGGAGGGGAGGAGAGGGGGUUCGUUAACUCACCAGAGCCAUGGCCGAGGCACCGACGCUGCAACAGGUCGUGGACAUCGACCCCGACUUCGAGCCGGUGCCGCGGCCCCGCUCCUGCACUUGGCCGCUGCCCCGGCCCGACUUCAGCUGCGCCUCCUCCCCGGCCUCGGCGAAGCAGGAGGGGCAGAGCGAGUUCGCCCUGACCCCGGAGGGCAGCGGCGGCGGCGGCGGCGGAGGCGCCGGGGGGCGGGCGAGCGCUUCGGUGUCGCCGGCUCUGGUGCUGGAGGAGCAGCAGCCGCCGCCGCCGCCGGAGGAGAAGCCCCUGAUCCUGGGGUCCGAUUGCUGCCCCGACUUCCAGUGUCAGCAGCCGGAGGGCUGUCACCAUCCACAGCAUCAGCACCAACACCAGCACCAGCAGCAGCAGCAGCAGCAGCAGCAGAGCCCGGGGGCCGGAGCCCAGGUCACACCGGCCCAGAGGAAGAGCAGCUCGUCCCGCAGGAACGCGUGGGGGAACAUGUCCUACGCCGACCUGAUCACCAAAGCCAUCCAGAGUUCCCCCGAGAAGCGCCUGACCCUGUCCCAGAUCUACGACUGGAUGGUCCGGAGUGUGCCCUACUUCAAGGAUAAAGGCGACAGCAACAGCUCCGCGGGAUGGAAGAAUUCAAUCCGCCACAAUCUCUCGCUUCACAGCAAGUUCAUCAGGGUUCAGAACGAGGGAACCGGGAAGAGUUCCUGGUGGAUGCUGAAUCCCGAAGGCGGGAAGAAUGGCAAAUCCCCGAGGCGUAGAGCUGCCUCCAUGGACAACAACAGUAAGUUUGCUAAGAGCAGAGGGAGAGCUGCUAAGAAGAAGGCAGCCCUGCAGGCAGGCCAGGACGGUAAUGCGGACAGUCCCGGUGCACAGUUUUCUAAAUGGCCUGGAAGCCCCAACUCCCACAGCAACGAUGACUUUGACUCCUGGACCACUUUCAGAACUAGAACUAGCUCAAACGCCAGCACGUUAAGUGGGAGGCUGUCGCCCAUUAUGCCCGAGCAGGACGACAUCGGGGACAGCGAGGUGCAUCAGAUGUCGCCUUUAGUAUACCCCGGGACUUCCAGCAAAAUGGGGUCAACGCUGCCGAGUCUCAGCGAGAUGACCAGUUCCAUGAACAAUUCCAUGUCUGAAAACGUCAUGGAAGAUCUGUUGGAUAAUCUUAACCUCUUGUCCCCAAAUUCGUCCAUGGUCGCCUCUACCCAGCCUUCAUCUGCCUCACUCAUGCAGCAAAGCACCGGCUAUUCCUUUGCGUCGCAGAACACGUCCAUCAGUUCUCAGCCGCCCGACUACAGGAAGUGCCUCUACCCCCAAAGCAGCAUGAACACUCUGCAGCAAAUUCCUUUGCAAACGCUACAAGAAAACAAGCAGGGCUUUGGACCUAUCCACCCGUACACCUGCCCGACAGGACUCCUUAAGGAGCUGCUGACGUCAGACUCUCCGCCGCACAGUGAUCUGUUGCCACAAGUGAGCUCCGUGGUGUCACAGGCCACCAGCAGGAUGCCCAGCCAAAAUAUGAUGAUUGCCACAACUGUGAGGUCCUCGUACCCCAGCCAGCCCCAUCACACCAAGAUGAUGAGCCCUAACAGCCAGCAGCAUCCAGGUCACCAGCAUUCAGUCGCUCUCAAUGGCCGUGCCUUGCCACACGCAGUCAGCAUCAUGAGUCAUCCUGCAAACAUCCGGCAUCUUGCCAUGCCGAAAAGCCAGCUACAAGUCCCCAUGCAGAUAAGUACAAUGGAUCAGUACUCUCUUAACAGUGGCUAUGGAAGAAUGAAUUUCUCCGCUGUGAACCAGGAGAAGCUUCCUAGUGAUUUGGACGGUGUGCUCAUCGAGAGGCUGGACUGUGACAUGGAUUCCAUUAUUCGCAAUGAUCUACUGGACGGUGAUGCUCUAGAUUUUAACUUUGACUCUGUAUUGAAUAACCAAAGCUUUUCAAACAGCUCAAAGGCGUCCACACACAGCUGGGUAUCUGGCUGAAUUACUGACAGACGUCUCUGAAAGCACCCAGACUGGAUUGAAUCGAGAGGGUGGAGGGAGGGGGGAGAAGGAAAGGGGGAAAACAGCCCUAAAGACAUCCUUCACCCUCUCGCCGAAUCUCUUGAUAAAUGCUCCUUUUUUUUCCCCUCUUUCAUCAUACUUGGCAGCAGGGAACAUUUUCCUGCACAGGAUGUUUGCCCAAUGUUUGCAGGUUAUGUGCUGCUUCAGAUAAGGCCUCUGGAAUUUGGAACUGUUUGGCUACAAAGUGCCAAACUCACUACAGAAUGUCGUUUCCAAAUAGAUGUGCACCGUGCGCUUACUUAGCCGAUUGUCUAUUUUCCUUUUGAUCACGAGCGAUACAUAGGGUGGGUUAGAUCUGGCUGUUAACCAUUUGGCUGUAACAAAGGUCACCAGUUCCUUGUCCGUCUCCAAACUUUACAGUGGUCGGUUAGGCAAGCUUUGACGCAAACACCACCUUUGCUAUUCGGUUUACAAAUGCCAUCUUGAUGCAACAGUGGUGGAGUCUUAACCUUUGAUCCGCACAGGCUGAUUUGCAUUCGAGUGUGGGAUCAAUAUGCAGGCAUGUUGGAGCUCGUCGGGGUGAGGUGACACACAGUGGUAUUAAAGAUCUCCUCCCAUUCGCAAAGCUCAGGACAUACGGCUUGCUCUCUUGCUCUAUUGGCGUUGCUUAUUGCAGGGCUUAAAGCACAUUUUAUUUUAACAGCCCUGAAGGGGCCUUUAACGCCAGAAAUGUAAACUAUAUCCCAUCCACGGCCCCCAACCCUCUGCACCCAUGUGGCAUGCUGCGGUGAGAGAGUGGAAUGCUUUGAUACGGGUUGUAUUCUAAAGGCAGCCUUGAAGUGACUCGAGGCUAUAGAGAACACCAGCAUCCAAUAAGCCGCGAUAUUUGAACGUGAACCUUUACUACAAGAAUAUCAGGGAUUUUAAAACAAAAGUACUUUCUUUAUAUUAAAUGCCAUUUGUCAACCCUUACUUACUCAGGAUUCGAUCACAUUUUUUUUUUGCCCCUUUUAAAAACUCACCAGCAUCUGCUGCUUUUAAAAAAAAACACAAAUAAAAAAUAUAGAAAAUUUUACAGAAAAGGUUUAUUCGAAAAAGAAAUGUUGCACAGGAAAGAUAAUCCCUCCUGCCUCUUGCUGUCCUUGUUUAGUCAAUCGUGCAGUGUUAAGUCUGCGAUUUGGACUUCAUGUGAGUGCCGUUGAUUAAACUGUGAUUCCUGUCUCUUCAAACAGCUGACGGACAGAUGUUGGACAAGACUCAGUUUUGAGACCAUUGCACGACUGGGCCAAAAUCCUCUCAGUGUCUCUGAGUUCCCUAUCGUUCGAGCCACUUAAACCCAAUCACUGAGGUCUCAUAUUUACCCUGUACAUAUGUCGUAGGACUGGUGGGGAGGAAAAGGGGAGACUGGAAGAGAGCAUUGCUGAGGCUUGUGCUGUGUAGAUGUUUCCAAGGGACAAAAUCCUACAUUGCAGCUCUUAAAACGCAGUUAGCAGAUGAUUGAAACCCGAAUUGUUGAGGCCUGAAUUAGGCUAUGGAGACAUCUCUCAGCAAUAUCUGCGGGUUCCUACUGGCACUUUGGCCAUAGAGUUUUAUAAAGAAUAGACCCAGUAUUUUUCACUCUCACAUCAGUUUCAGCAUUCUUUCCCCCUCCCCACACACACACACACACAUACAAAUUGCUGAGUUCUUUGGUGUACGUUGGACCAAUUGCUGAGAGGAAUGAAGGAAUAACUGAAGGGGGAGGUAUCUUAGCUCACUCUCACACUGUUCCUAGCAGCUGGUUUUCAGCGUAGUGUCAUUAGAAGCCUCGGGAUAGGUCAAUCGCACGGUGCAAGAGACGAUUAUAAUGGUGGGGAGAGGGGAAAGAAUUUUGGUUCUUUCGUAUAUUUAAAAAAUGACAAAUUCUUAAAAGAUGGACUUUCGAAUAUUUAAAGGAAAACAAACGUCGACAAAGUGCUUCAGUGAUUCACGGCCAUUGGAACAUUUGACCACAGAGACGCCAGAGAAAGCCAAAAGAUGGACUCAUUCAAUGUGUUACAGCUUACCGCUCAAUCAGAUGGCAUUCAGUGUUAUAAUGGGGUUCUGUUUGAUCAUAAACUGACAUGUUUUGGGAUGUAACUUCUUUAGGAAUGAAAUGUAAUGCUGUGCAAUUGCAUUAGCAUCAUUCACAUGUGAAUUUGAACUAUUCCUCUCACUCCCCCGCCCUCCACCCCCACCCCGUCCCAUUAUGUUUAAGAUGAUGCAAAUCAUUAUAAACAUUUUUGUUUUUCUUUCCCUUUGUGAGUUUACAGAAAUCGCACUCUUUCUCACACACACACACACCAAAAAAAAUCAGGGGCAUGGAGCACCUUCAAGAUUUUUUUAUUAACUGGAUUAUAUAAUAAGACUUUUUUUUAAUGUAAACUGAUAGAUUUGUACACCUUCUUAGGUAGGGUGCUAUUAAAGUGACUCUCUGUUUUUAUGUAAAUACGCCAGACCAUAUAAAAUCACAGUUUUCUAAAUUUAAUGAAAGUUUUGGCUGAUGUGGAUGUUUUUUUUGAGCAGGGACUAAUGUAAAAAUUGUAAGGUUCUUAUGUUUUUUGGUCUUGACAUUUUGUUGAAUCUAUUUAACAAUCCAAAUUUCUUAUGAAUUUUCACUCUUGCUUUUAAUGUUAAACUAAAUUUAAAGUACCACAAAGUGUUACAUACCCUUACGUAAGCGCGUGUACAGUACAUUUUUAUGCUGCAGCAUUUCAAUGAUAGUUUUAAUAUAGAUUCUCAAGAAAGCUUUAAGUAGAACUACUAUAAUUGUAAAUGAUUUGCUUUGUGAAAAACAAUGGGCUGAUGAUCUUACCUAUGCAUAUAAAGUCUUAACUUUGAAUUUUGUUUUUUGCAGGUUUGUACUGUUAAAAGUAUAUUAUAAUAUAGAGAUAUCCAGAUAUUUUAAAUGUAACAAAGAGGUUUGGUUUUCAAAUAUAUAGCUAUAUGUAACCAUAAGUGGAAUAUAAAGUUUAUCUAGAACUUAGGAAUGAAAAAAAUCACUCUGCUUUUUGAUAAACUGAUGCUGUUCUUUUCUCAGUACAACUGAUGAGUUUAUGUACUGCUUGACAUAGGCGGCGGGUGAAAAUAUUCUUAGGGGGGUAGUGCGAGGGGGGGGCUGAGUAAAAUUUAGUUAAAGGAUCCUUCCCCUUUUAAGACAGGUGAGCCAUUGGCUUGACUGACAGGUCCAUUGGCUAAUCAGAGGUGAAGAUACCCUAAUGAGCAAACCCCGUCUCCCCCCCACCCCCCCACGAACUGGAAGGUGGGCGGGCACUGCCGAUGAAUUGGGAGAGCGACGAGGAGACCCGCAGGUAACACGGGUUGGGGCUGCUCGGAGGACUGGCUGUGGUCCUAGCGGUUCCCCUUCCAGCGCUCUUUAAAGAGUUGAGCUGUAGAUAGAUUGGAGGGAGGCUGUGCCCCCUCCAGCCCUUGUCACCCGCCACCUAUGUUCCUUGAUGUAAAUGGCGGUUUAGUCAGCAGAGCAUCCCUGGGAAGAGGGAAUACAAUAUUGGACCAAUAGUUUGUAACCAUCGAAAAUUAAUUGCACUUAAGCUUUUUUAAAAAAAAGUGUUUUUAAUAAAUGUACUUUUAUGAAUCAGUAACUAUAAAAUUUAAAAAUACUUACAUUUAUUAACUUAUAAUCGAUUUUAAAAGAUGCGACCGAUUUAUAAAUAAAAGUGUUGCAGCACAAAUAGUUUUUUUUAAAAAAGAAAGAAAAAUCCAAAAUAACUUGCACAAAACUGACCCUUCUUUUGACGGAUGUUCCGCAGACCAACAAUAACCUGGAAUUGGGAUGUAAAUAGCUCGCUGCAGUUUAAAAAGGCUGUAGGAGUACUUGAUCGUUUCACCACUUUAUUUCCUUAACAAUGCAGUGUGUAACUAAAUAUAUUGUUUCAUAGACAAGUGCCUGAUAAUGUACCUUAAAGACACAAGAACAAUCUUUGCUGUUAUUGUAUGGAGCCAUAAGUGUAUAUAAACUCUCUUACCGAAUCCAAA
Molecule: messenger RNA, 6069 nt
Organism: Callorhinchus milii (elephant shark)
Lineage: Eukaryota; Metazoa; Chordata; Chondrichthyes; Chimaeriformes; Callorhinchidae
Gene: foxo1a
Product: forkhead box O1 a
Exons: 3
Coding region: 70-2034 (654 amino acids)
Biological process (GO): regulation of transcription by RNA polymerase II; insulin receptor signaling pathway
Cellular component (GO): nucleus
Molecular function (GO): RNA polymerase II cis-regulatory region sequence-specific DNA binding; DNA-binding transcription factor activity, RNA polymerase II-specific
Source: RefSeq, a predicted model, not a curated record